AUGGUCGCAGACGCUCUGGUUUACCACCCUGCCCUGGCGCACUAUCUGCGCUUUGUGGCCACAACAGUCGGCCGUGACAAGCUCCUCCGUACCCUGCAAUACUUCUCCCGCUUCUAUGCCUGGUAUCUGUACCGCACAAACCAGCCCGAAACCGCGAUCGCCCCAUACAACGCAGUCAAGAAACAGUUCGGAACAACACGAAAAAUCCUCAGGGUCGGAAAGUUCAUCGAACACCUCAAGGCUGCUGCUCUUGCGGCCGAUAACAAGGGCCCCAUCGACCCUGUUCUGCGCUAUCUGGCUAUUGGUCGCCAGCUCGGAUAUGCUGGUUACCUGACUCUCGACACAGUGAGUGUUGUUGAUGCUAUCGGGUUCCGGAAAAUCGAUGGUGUUAAGCGCCUUCAAGAGUCGGCUUAUCGCUCCUGGUUCUCGGGGCUGGUCUGCAGCGUGAUUGCAAGUGUUUACACCUUAUACAGGCUCAGCGAGAAGCAGAAGACCCUGGAUCUGAAGGAAGGCGAAGGAGUUGUAGAGGCGAAGAAGCUCGAGAAGUAUGUACCUUUAGCAUCAAGAUUUGGGAUCAACAAGAAGACUAACGAUGUAAAACGCAGGGAAAGCUCCGCUGCCCGCAUUCAGCUCUUUUCGGAUCUCUCCGACUUGGUGAUCCCAGCCUCCGCCAUUGGUCUUGCAAACUUCGACGAUGGAUUUGUCGGUAUCGCAGGUACAACCAGCAGUUUGAUUGGCUUGUGGAGCCAGUGGCGAAAGACCGCUUAA
Messenger RNA from Aspergillus puulaauensis, 768 nucleotides. Its product is annotated as PEX11 family protein. NCBI's taxonomy places the organism in Eukaryota, Fungi, Ascomycota, Eurotiomycetes, Eurotiales, Aspergillaceae. Gene Ontology annotation, biological process: peroxisome fission; regulation of peroxisome size. Gene Ontology annotation, cellular component: peroxisomal membrane. The record is from RefSeq and is a predicted model, not a curated record. Bases 1 to 768 code for a protein of 255 amino acids. The transcript has 2 exons.